ACCAGGGCUGCAUUAUUGUUUGUUAGUUUUGCUGUUUGGUUUUUAACAAAUUUCCUGGUUUUCCCUCAAAAACCCUCUCUUAUAUAAAUAAAUCAAGUGCAAAAUGCUGAGUCCAUAACAACACACUUCCUGCGGAACCAAGUUCAUCUGGGCUGCACCUGCGCAGGCGUGUGAAAUGCUCAUCACUUCCUCUGGGCCUUUUCAAUCGUAACUUUCGAACUCUUUCGGGGAUCGGGCGGAAAUGUUGGCUCCCCUGGGCUUCAGCUGUCCGCGAUGCUUGCUCCUGCGACGUGGCGCCGAGCGUUGGGCCUCACUGGCCCGCCAAUUGUCGGGCAGCAGCUCCCAGGAUGAUGCCAGCAGCAAGGAUGCGGCCGCCCAGGAGGCAGCAAGUGGCUGUCCGCCCAAUAGCACAACGACGGGCACUGACACUCCCAAAGCCAAAGAUAAAACCACCAAGGGAAGGAAGCGGCUCAGAAACAUAGAGAUACCUCCCGAGCCCACCACCUGCUGCAUGUCGGGCUGCGCCAACUGCGUUUGGCUGGACUACGCACAGACGCUGGCCAAGCUGCUGGGCGACAACGAUGAGGAGGCGCGAGAGAUUGUGCUGAGCAAGAUCACCGACCCGAACCUGAAGAUGUUCCUCAGCCUGGAGCUGCGCCAGAUGGCUAAGCAGCGGGAGGAGAAGGCGGCGGCGGAGAAAGCAGCGAAGCAGGGAAAGCCAAAGAAAUCCUCGCCCCCGCCGUAGUACAAAUCCCCGCUCACCUAAAUAUCUAGUUAGGACCAAAUUCGUAGUAGCUCAAAUUUACUCUUGUACUUAGUGUGUAAGAACUAAGAAACCUCAAAAUAAACAUGUAAGAGU
Messenger RNA from Drosophila melanogaster (fruit fly), 859 nucleotides. RefSeq lists its product as uncharacterized. The coding region runs from base 242 to 745 and encodes 167 amino acids. The transcript is spliced from 3 exons. NCBI's taxonomy places the organism in Eukaryota, Metazoa, Arthropoda, Insecta, Diptera, Drosophilidae. The record is from RefSeq and is marked reviewed.